AAAAUUAUUUUCUACUGACAUGUUUAUAAGAAACACAUGGGAUGUGAUUGUCUCCUCCCUCUCUGCUCACUCGAUCUCCCCCGCCCGCUGCCCACCCUCCCUCUCCGACUCUCUGAUACCAGUUCUCUACUCUAUCUGCUCUCUCCCGCAGCUGUCCCUCUCUCAGCGUAUUUUCCUUUGACCCAUCAAUAAAGAAAGAUGAGUGAUUACCUAUCAACAACGCUGCUUACAAAGAAGAAAGAGAUCGACUGCGUUAUCAGAGAUGCCAUCGACAAGGUCCUUGUCCUCCGCUUCGGCCGCGCCUCUGAUCCCGUUUGUCUCCAUCUCGAUGACAUUUUAUCGAAAUCAGCUCGUGAGGUUUCAAAAUUCGCAACAAUAGCCUUGGUAGACAUUGAUUCGGAGGAUGUUCAAGUUUAUGUCAACUAUUUUGACAUAACUUUGGUUCCUUCUACUGUUUUCUUCUUCAACGCUCAUCAUAUGAAAAUGGAUUCUGGGACUGCAGAUCACACUAAAUGGGUUGGUGCUUUUCACAGAAAACAAGAUUUUAUUGAUGUAGUUGAGGCCAUAUUCAGAGCAGCCAUGAAAGGCAAGCUGAUCGCGAAUUGCCCCCUGCCACCAGAGCGGAUACCAAAAUAUGAGUUGUUGUACAAAAACUUGUAAAGGUGGCCUCUUUAGGUCUUGUAUAAUUUCUAUACUCUUACUAUCCUGCCACUCUAGUGUUUUAACAGCCAGUGAAAUGCUGUCAAUGAUAGUAGGCUUUUAUCAUGGAAGGAUUUUUCUACUA
Molecule: messenger RNA, 784 nt
Organism: Populus nigra (black poplar)
Lineage: Eukaryota; Viridiplantae; Streptophyta; Magnoliopsida; Malpighiales; Salicaceae
Exons: 5
Coding region: 199-660 (153 amino acids)
Biological process (GO): mRNA splicing, via spliceosome
Cellular component (GO): U4/U6 x U5 tri-snRNP complex; spliceosomal complex; U5 snRNP
Source: RefSeq, a predicted model, not a curated record